AUGAGUUCUGAUUUCUUUCUUGAGUAUGAAUAUAGUUACAAUCAGGAGCACAAUCAUGGUAGCAGAAUAAUCAGUAAUUUAGAGGAUUCAAAUAAUAAAUAAUUUAGAGGUCCAUCUCGAUUUACAUGCAAAAUAGAUCCCCUAGAUGAGGGGGAUCAUACUGUAAAACCACCAACGGUCGGAAGUUAAUUUAUUGAUAAUGCUCUCCCAUAAUAACCUGAUGUUAAUAAAGUUCCGAGAAUACUGUAGUUAUCACCACCUGAUUCAAUAAUUGAAGAAAACCCUUUGUUUUCCACAUAGAAGCCGGAAUUGUAGAAGGACACCAAGGAUUUCAAGGAUCUCUCUCAAACAAAUUCAACAUAGAAGGACAUAAUGAAAAAUUUUUUAAAAGCUGUGAUUGCAAAAAGUUAUACAAACCGAUUUAUUGAAAACAUGUUGCAAAAGUCUUAUAUUAAGAAGCCAUCCCAUUUUUCUCAAUUUCAAAACACCCUAAUGGAUGAUCUUCGGUACAUUUAUUAGCACAACAGAUCUUCAAAACAUUGGUUAAGUACGAUCUGCAAACGUUUAAGAUUCUUUCCAAUUCUGGAUUAAAGCAGUUAUUUAGUAAUAGGAUGGCAAAUCAUUCACAUUUUGACUAUAAUAACAGUGUUUUUUUGGACUCCAUUCAACAUUUCUUUUGGGAUCACAUAUCAACAAGUAGUUUUUGCAGGAGUAACAGUUAAGAAUGUAGAGAACUAUUUUCUAAUCACAAUAAUAAUAGAUGCCUUAAUAGUGAUAAAUACGUCAUAUAUAGAGAAGGGAGUGAUCAUAAAAUCAAGACGGAAAAUAUUUAUGAACUAUUUGGAAGGACAAGCAGUUUAUGAUUUGGUAUAGAUACUAAAUGUAAUUAAUGUAGUUCUCUUUCGGUGCCCUUUUGAUUGCAAUAGAAUUCGAGAUAGACACGUCAAGUGAGAAAUUGGGUUGGCAAUUGUGUCCCUACUGCAUAUACUAUUGUUGCCGAUUAUUUAAAUUGUAAGGUAGAGUGCAUAAAUUAGAAGAGUAAAUUACACCUUAAUUAUUUUAGGUUUUUCAAUUUCACCAAUUCUUACUAAGAUUUUAUUGAAUUAAUUAAACUGCUUUUUAUGGUUUUGUAUGUAGGACAUUUGUUCGCUUGUUUAUGGCAUGGAGUUGCAUUUUAUCAAUAGGGUUAUCGAUAAACUUGGAUAGAUGAAUAUGUGAAAGAGCCUGAUAUGUUUUCUGUGUACAAUUAUGCAUUCUAUUGGGCAGUACAAACUAUGAUUACUGUGGGAUAUGGCGAUUUGACUCCUUAAAACAAUGCAGAAAGAAUCUGUGCGAAUCUUAGUAUGUUUUUAGCGUGUGGAGUCUUUGCCUUCUCCUUCAACUCUAUUGGGUUAAUGCUAAGUAAUCUAAAUUCCAGAUAAGUGUUAUACAAAAAAAGCAUCAACUUAUUGAACUAAUAUUUGGUUAAGAAUCAAAUUAAGAUUGAAUUGCAAUCGCGUAUUCGGAACUACUACGAUUAUAUAUUUCAAGAGGAACAAGAAAUCAACGAUGAAGAGGUUUCGCAGAUUACCACAAAAUUGUCAAGUAGUCUUUAGGAAGAACUCAAUUUCGAAAUACGUUACAAUGUGAUGAAAACUAAUAAAGUCUUGACCAAGUUCUCUCAAAAGGUCUUGAAACAGUUGUCUCUUCAAAUCGAAGAGGUUAGGUUUUCACCUGAAGAUUAAAUAUUACAAUAAGGUAUUUGUGAUGAUGCUGCAUUAUAUAUAAUAACCAAAGGCACAGUAUGUAUAUAAUUUUAAGAUGAUAACUAAGGAAGCAACACAAGAGCUCUAUCAUAUCUCACAAAGGGAUAAUCCUUUGGUGAGUAUUCAUUUUUUACAGGUAUGAAUAGAACUGCAUCAGCAAAAAGCAUUGGAUUUUCAAGAGCCUACAAAAUAUCCAGACAAUAAUUACUGAUUGUAUUGGCAUAAACCCCCCUUGAUUUGGUAAAUAGCAUAAUAUUAUCUAACAGGAAAGAUUUUGUGAAGUAAGAGAUAGCAUUCUACUCUCCAGUAAUUACCAACCAUCCAAACUAAGUUGCUAUUCUUGUUAAAAGUUCACACAUCUCAUUAAAGAUUGUCCAGUCUUGCAUUAUGUGGCAGAUCAAGAACGAGUCCUAAAAAAAGAAUACUUCCCAAUUUUGCAGGAGAGGAAUCAAAAUUACCAGAGGAAAAUGGAACGCAAAAAGUUUGAAACUCUCAAAGAAUGCAAAAAAACAAUGGUAUUAAUCAGGGAUUUCCAAACCAAAUAAGUCUUAGACAAUGUAACAGUCAUGGAAGAUGAGUUAGAUGUGUCGUAUGAUGAUAAUGAAUAAGAUAUAUCUCCUUAAGAAUAUUGUACUUUAUCUUAGUAUUUUUAGCCUCUCUUACUAAAAGCUUGUCCAAAAUCUCUAGAUAGCAAUCCCAAAACAGAAGCUAUUCAUAAGACAAUCAUCUAUAACCAAUUUAAGAAAGCGAUAGCUCAAAAGAUAGUGUCAGUCCCAACAAACCAAGAGUUAAGUAAGUUAAAUAAACCAUUUAAACUGCUGGAUUUGGCGUCAGUGAAUCUCUUCACAAUAGACUUGUAUCCAUUUAAGAGGAGUAGAUUUCAGAAUCUUAAUCCAAUCUUUAAAAAUUAGAAGAUUAUAAAUUUUCAAUGAAAAAUGAUUCCCUUGGAUUGCCUAAUCCAGCUGAAACGGCUAGAACUCCGGGUAAGAAGAUUACUCUAGUUCGCAAAUAGAAAAAGGAGGACUCUUACAAACCAUUCUCUUCCUAAACUCAGGUUGACGUGAGAGAUAGAGGACAAUCGGUUUAGAAUCAGAAUCCCAUUAGAAAACCUAAAUUAAAAGAAAUUAGGGAAAUGUCUUAAGAAAUUCCCUUAUAUCCUUCCACUUAGUCUGUCGAUAAAAGAGAUUAAUUAAGAAGAAGAACCACAAAAACAAACAGAAGUAAAACUGCCAAAACCCUUAAAACUAAAGUCUAAGAUAACCAUACUCAUACGUAAAACUAAGAAUUGUCUAUUCCUCUCUACGAUGAGUAAUAUGUAUCAAUGGAAUUAGAAGAAUUUGAAGCUUUAAAGAAUUUCUAAUACUAUUUUAGUUGGAAUAAUCCUAAAGUUGUAGUAGCCAGAGCUAUAAGGACUCUAAAAUUAAAUAUGGAUAAGAGGAAAAAUUUCGGAAACAUUUUUUCAUUAUAUACAUUCAAUAAUUUGGCUAUGAAUAAAGCUUUAAGAAUCAAAAGAAAACUGAAACUUAUGUAAUAAUAUAUUCCCAUUCAUUUUAGAGAUGAGCCACUAUUGUAGACUACAGAUAUAAAAAAAGGACAUUCUUCAAAAUCUCCUAAAUAGACAAGAAUUCCCAGUAAACGGAAUACAGCAACAUAAGAUAUUAUAGGUUUUCAUCCCAAAAGACCUACUUUUGGAACAUAAAUUUAAGUGCAAGGACAUUCAUUUAAUAAAAUUCAUUAAAAUGAGUUUCUGCUUUAAUGA
Paramecium octaurelia is the source of this 3504-nucleotide messenger RNA. The record is from the annotation of a GenBank genome assembly. Lineage: Eukaryota; Ciliophora; Oligohymenophorea; Peniculida; Parameciidae.